UGUAGUGAGUUCGUUAUAAGUCAAUUUCUCAUUUCUUUCUUUCCGCCAACUCUCUUCUUCCUCUGUAUAAAGCUGACUGUAAACUCUUCCUGAUUCAAUGAGAAAAGCUACCAUUCUCUGUUCAUUUUUUCUAGAAUUUUGUUUUCUUCCUAAUUCAAGUUCAAAUAAGAUAAAAUUAAAAUUUCUUUUUCUUCUUUCCCCCAUAUCCCCAAUCCAUGGAAAAUGAAAGCUAACUUUUUUUUUUAUAUCGUUUUCUCUCUCUCACUGUCUCAGCUGUCCGACUGUUUCUUGCGUUGAACAAUUUAGAGUCUCUAGUUCAGUGAGUGGCCACUUCAGUAACAAGUCCUUUCUUACUCUCUUCCUUUUCUUUCCAUCUCUCUAGCUUCAGCGCUAAAAGGACUAGCCAUGGAAACGAUUAGAAACUGCUCUAUUCCAUUAUUUCACAUCCCAACUUCACUAAACACAACCCAAUUUACCAAAACCAAAUUCUUGAAUUUUCAGUUUAAUAAGUUACCAACUUCAUCUUUCUCAAGAAUUCAGAAAAACGUAUCAAACUUCAAGCUUUUCACCAAUAUAUCAUCUCCAUCCUCCGUUUCAACCGAAUCCUUUGAACCGCUUGAGCCAGAGUUUGAAGCUGCUACCAACGAAGAGAAGUUUGACUGGUAUUCUCAGUGGUAUCCAGUUAUGCCAGUUUGUGAUCUGGACAAAAGGGUGCCACAUGCAAAGAAGGUCAUGGGUCUUGAUGUCGUGGUUUGGUGGGAUAGGAAUGAGAGUGCCUGGAAGGUAUUUGAUGAUAAGUGUCCUCAUAGAUUGGCCCCAUUAUCCGAGGGAAGGAUUGAUCAGUGGGGGAGGUUGCAGUGUGUUUACCAUGGUUGGUGCUUCAAUGGCUCUGGAGACUGCAAGCUCAUCCCUCAAGCACCUCCAGAUGGUCCUCCUGUACACAAAUUCAAGAAAGCAUGUGUAGCAGUUUAUCCGAGUACAGUGCAUCAUGAUAUUGUGUGGUUUUGGCCUAACACUGAUCCUCAAUACAAAGAUGUUAUUACGAAGAAAAAACCUCCCUCUAUCCCACCGUUGGAAGAUCCAUCAUUUACAAAGUUAAUGGGAAGUAGAGAUUUUCCUUAUGGGUAUGAUGUCUUGAUUGAAAAUCUUAUGGAUCCCGCUCAUGUCGCCUAUGCACAUUAUGGAAUACUUUCAACAAGAAAACCCCAAGUGAUGGUUGAUAGAGAAGGAGGAAGACCCAUUGAUAUCAGUGUUAAGCAACUAGACAAAGAUGGUUACAUUGGAAAGAUGGAUUGGGGCUGUAGUAAAUUUAUAGCACCAUGUACAUUUUAUGUUUAUGCUGGUCCUGUGGCAGAUCAAGUUUAUGGAACUGUAUCUUCAUCUCAAUCCAAAAAGAAUUUCUUUGAUCAGCAACUGUCAACACAUCAGACGAUGGCUUUAAUUUUUAUUUGCAUCCCAGUUUGUCCAGGCAAUAGCAGAUUGAUAUGGGCCUUUCCAAGGAACUUUGCAGUUUGGGCUGAUAAAAUCAUUCCACGAUGGAUGUACCAUGUUAAACAAAACCUGUUUCUGGAUUCAGAUCUGUAUCUUGUUCAUGUUCAGGAGCGUAAGAUCAUGGAUGUUGGCCCUGCCAAUUGGCAAAAGGCUUGUUUUGUGCCGACCAAGUCAGAUGCCCUUGUGGUUGGUUUCAGAAGAUGGUUGAACAAGUAUGCUGGUGGUCAAGUUGAUUGGAGAGGGAAGUAUAGUGGGGCUCUUCCACCAACUCCUCCUAGGGAACAGCUGAUGGACAGGUACUGGUCCCAUGUAGUAAACUGUCGCAGCUGCAAUUCUGCACAUAAAGGUCUGAGUGCUUUUGAGGUCAUUCUGCAUGUAAUUUCCCUAGUUUCAAUCGGUAUUGUUGCUGCAGCCAAACAAGGUGCCAUCUCAGCAGCUGCUAGAUCUACAGUGGUUGCACUGGCAGUAGUAUGCUUUGCAGCUUCAAGAUGGUUGAGUCACUACAUUUACAAAACCUUCCAUUACCAUGACUAUAAUCAUGCCCUUCACUGAAAAAUUUACUUUUCACUGUGCAUUAAAAUUUAAAAGACUAGACACAUCUAUUAUCUAUAUAUAUGCAUUACAGAUUUGGGAACAA
This is a messenger RNA of Manihot esculenta (cassava), 2128 nucleotides long. RefSeq names its product protochlorophyllide-dependent translocon component 52, chloroplastic. Lineage: Eukaryota; Viridiplantae; Streptophyta; Magnoliopsida; Malpighiales; Euphorbiaceae. Gene Ontology annotation, molecular function: 2 iron, 2 sulfur cluster binding; chlorophyllide a oxygenase activity. Bases 406 to 2043 code for a protein of 545 amino acids. The transcript has 7 exons. The record is from RefSeq and is a predicted model, not a curated record.